Molecule: messenger RNA, 2209 nt
Organism: Poecilia reticulata (guppy)
Lineage: Eukaryota; Metazoa; Chordata; Actinopteri; Cyprinodontiformes; Poeciliidae
Product: cysteine protease atg4da-like
Biological process (GO): aggrephagy; piecemeal microautophagy of the nucleus; protein processing
Cellular component (GO): cytoplasm
Molecular function (GO): cysteine-type endopeptidase activity; protein-phosphatidylethanolamide deconjugating activity
Source: RefSeq, a predicted model, not a curated record
GAGAGAUAGAGAGAGGUUCCCUGCCGUUGACCAAUCACAUAAGGGCGAGCACGUGACCACAAUAAACAGGAAAUGACUAUGCUCUGUCCUCUGUUGCUAUUUCAAUGCUCGACAGUUCGUAGGUUUGAGUCGAAGGAACAACAACGCAACAAAAAGGAGCGCGGUAGUGCUACAUAAAUGUAGUCAGAAAGUAUCGCAGUUUGACGGCGGAGGAAUGACGACACCACAGAGAAGAGCUCUGUGAUGAUCAGGAGAAAUGGGAGCAGCACUACUCACUUGGACAUGGUGACCGGCUGUAGUCAUGGACCCCACCACGUCCUCCACCUAUGUUUACGGCAGGGCCGCCGCUGUCGACCAGUUGGACGACUGGGAUCUCCUCCCCUCUGUGUCUGCUGGUUCUCUGAGUCAGGCGAUGUUCUACGAGGGCCAGGCUGUGGAGGAAAAAAGCAAAUUUAAAUCCAAGCUGGUUUCAGCAUGGAACAGCGUCAAAUAUGGCUGGACCAUGAAGCAGAAAUCCAAAUUUAACAAGGACUUGCCGCUCAUCAUGCUGGGGAAAACCUACAAUCUCAAAGAUAGCGGGGACAAGGAGCGUUUCCGCCGCUCCUUCGCGUCCUUCCUGUGGCUGACGUACAGACGGGGCUUCCCUCAGCUGCCGGGCUCCUCUCUGACCACAGACAGCGGUUGGGGGUGUGUUCUGCGUACUGGCCAGAUGCUGCUGGCUCAGGGCCUGCUCAUACACCUGAUGCCCGCAGACUGGACCUGGCCUGUGCGGUUCUCCGCCGUCAAGGAUGACCUGGACUUGCUCCACCCGGCCGACUGGACGGCAGGGGAAGUCGGGAGAAAGAGGGGCCGGAAGCUGAGCGUCGGCUCCCUCCUGGACAGACCCAUGGAAGCCACGCACAGGAGGGUGGUGGGCUGGUUCGCCGACCAUCCCACGGCCCCRUUCGGCAUACACACGCUGGURGAGCUGGGGCGAAGCUCGGGAAAGAAGGCCGGCGACUGGUACGGCCCGUCCAUCGUGGCUCACAUCCUGAAGAAAGCUGUGGCGGCUUCAGUGGAUCUCCCCAACCUGGUCAUUUAUGUUGCACAAGACUGCACCAUCUACCUCCAGGAUGUCAGAGGGCUGUGUGAGCGGCCGCUCCCUCAGAGCUGGAAGUCCGUCRUCGUCCUGGUUCCUGUCCGGCUCGGAGGACAGGAGCUCAAUCCCUCCUACAUCACCUGCAUCAAAAAACUUCUGAUGCUGMGGUGCUGCAUCGGGAUCAUUGGUGGCAAACCAAAGCACUCGUUGUUCUUCGUUGGCUUCCAGGAUGACCAUCUGCUGUACUUAGACCCUCACUACUGCCAGCCUGCAGUGAACAUAAAAAAUGACAACUUUCCCUUAGAGUCGUUUCACUGUAAGCAUCCCAGGAAAAUGGCCUUUUCCCGCAUGGAUCCCAGCUGUACCAUAGGAUUUUAUGCAAAAGGUCAAAAUGAGUUUGAGCUCAUGUGCGCAGCUGUGAACGAGCAACCACUCCGCUGUGCAAAACACCUGGGUGGACCUAGCUCCGCCUUCGAGACAAACUCCUCCCCUGACAGAGCAGCAGUCCCCAUGACUCCCCCACUCAGCUCCUUCAAACUAGCCAUCAAGGCUGUCUCCACAUCAGUAGAGACGUACCCCAUGUUUAUAUUCUCCGAGGAGAAGCGUCGGGACGUGGAGGAGGAAAUCAUCAGCAGCAUCACUUGCAUCCAGAGAAACGGCGAACCGAAUAACGAGGACAGCAACAGCAUGGACGAGUUUGUUCUGAUAUGAACAAGAAAUUGAGGUGAUGGGCUUUUUGUCUGUUUUGCGUCUGUGUGGAAACCGGUGAGGAUUCGCAAUCUCCCGUCUUCGACGAGCUUGCAGGACUCAGUUGGGAACACACAGGUUCAGCAAAUAUGAACUGACCAGGUUUUAGUCGCCUCUCUGCUGUAUUUUUAUCUGUGUUUUGUGCGUCUUUGAAAUUGUAUUUAUUCCAAAUAAAGAAUAUUUGCAUUCAUUCCUUUUAGCAGACAAGCUCAGAGGAACAAAAGUGUCGACAAAAGGGAAGCGCCACAGUGCAAUGUGUGUGUUUUGUGCUCAUGUGGAUAGAUGAGCUGCUCUCUACAUGGACUGGAAAAGCGGAUUUCUAAAUGUUGAUUUAUGACCCUAUUUGAAUUUAAGCAAAAUAAUAAAACAUGCUCUCUAAAUGUA